AUGUCGAACAAUAACGGUCCCGAGAAGGAUGUCUCCUUGUACGAAGAUGAGACCACAAAUUCGUCAAACCUUGGCAAGGAAGUGAUGCGAAGGCGACCAACCCUACUGGGCCGUAUAGAAGAAACUAUAGGGGCUACUUCACCCCUCUCAUUGCCACCGGAAGGAGCAAAUGCGACAGAUGGCGAAGCAUAUCGGGAUGAAAUUGCAUUUGGCAUAGAAAGUCCAUUCAGUAUGCUCGAUGAAACUGAUUACAGAAAGGAUCUGAACUAUCCGAAGCCCCAAUCACGGAAUAGUCCAUCCAGCUAUUUUGCACCUACAAGAUCGUCCCAAGCGAAGAAACAUAACAGAAUUGAGCCUUUCGGUCGCCAGGGCAGUCCUUUACUUCGGACGUCCUCCAUGCAUAACACACGGCCAAUGUCUCCUCUGGCACGCAAUAACAGUGCUCUCAGAAACCACGGGAAUGAUAACACUGAAAGUGGACACAUGUCUCACUCGGUGACUGAACAAAGGGGUGAAGCUCAUAAAAUGCCAGGCGCCACCUUUAAUUCGACAGACAGCCCAAGAUUUUAUGAGAAUAACAUGACCAACAUAUUUGGUGGUUGGGACAAGGUAAAAGAUGCAGACUUGGGAGAGUCAUCAAGAGUGGACGUAUAUGAGCGCCUAGAGAAAGAAGCAACGAAGGAACGAUGCGAAGAACUGGAAAAUCUUAAAGAAGAGGUUGUGAGCCUACGUCAGCGUAACUACGAGCUAGUAGCUCAGAAUGGGAAUCUCAAAGCUUUUAGCGUGGAGCAUGACAAGGCCAUAGAAGAUAAACUAAAGUCUUGCCAGUCCGAAUCAGAAACAUUGAAGCAAAACUACGAUGCCCUCUCCACUAAAUGUCGAAAACUCGAAGACGAAGUCAAGGCCCAAACGUCACGGAAUGAAGCGACAGAAACAGAGAACAAGGGGCUUCGAGCAACAGUUGUAGAAAAGCAAAAUGACAUUGCCAAGAUGAAGACUGAGCUCAAGAAAAAAGACAAUGAGUUAGUAGACAUGACUCAACACGCCGCAGAUAUUGAAGAAGAGGCAUUGCAGAGCAACAAGAAACUUACAAGGCUAGAAAAGUCAGUAUGUGAUAUGGGCGCAGUCAUCGCAAGGUGGAUACAAGUAUCGUUUAAGGGCACAGCCAUCGACCUUAAUGAACUCAAUCAGGUCAUACAAAAUUGCGCAGAUGAUGCUGAGACCGAGGAAGUGCUGUUGCAUGUGAGGCAGUUGGUGAAGAUGUUUGUUGAGAAGAACGGAAGUCUGGAGCGUCAAUUGGAGGACAGGAAAUACGAAAUUACCAACAUCAAAAAGGCAAUCGAAGAGCAAUCGCACGAGGAAGUUCCACCGACUCCUGGUCUGAUGCUUCCGACAAACCCGCUGUAUAGCAGUGACAAAAUCGAAGCUCUCUAUAAAGAAGAGCGAGCAAAGCGGAAAGCCGCUGAACAAAAGCUGAAAGCCUUUACUACAGAAGACAAGCAAGAUCCACAUCUCCAAAAGACCCAGCAAGACCUUCACUCUCAACUAGCAGACCUCGAAGCACAAAUCGCACUCCUCACCCAAGAAGCCCAAGACUCCCAGUACCUAGCUUCCGACUGGAAAUCCGAACUCGCCCUCAAACAAUCCGAACUCGACCUACGCACCGAAGAAUUCCAAUCCGCGCUCGACAAAAAAGACGAAGAAAUACUCAGCUACAUCUCCGCCUACCACACUUUCACCAGCAACCCUGCCAUGCGCAAGCCUUCCGCGCUGCACAGCCAAAUCUCAGCCCUCGAACACCAAUAUGCCUCACUCAAAUCCUUCUCCAACCACGUCUCCAACGCCGACGCCAAAAAACGCAACAUAAUCACCCGUCUAGAACGCAAACUCAAACUAGCAACCACCUACACAACCGACGUACAACAAGCCGUGUACGCGCGCCGAAAACUGCCACCACCCCCCGAUUACACGAGAAUAGAUGAUGCAGAGUUUGAGUCGGAGUCGGAGCUGGAUGAGGAUGAGAAUGGGUUGGAGAUGCAGCCACCGCGGUUUGUGGCGCGGCCGAGGAAGGUGCCGCGGUAUUUGAUGGAGCCGGCGGUGGGGAGGAGGGGCGAGGAGGUGGAAAUGUAUAGGGAGGAGUUGAGGGUGAAGAGGGAGAAGGAGGUUCUUGGGUUGGUGGUUGAGGAGGAGAAGACGAGGGGGGGUGGGGAGUGA
Messenger RNA from Bipolaris victoriae FI3, 2214 nucleotides. RefSeq lists its product as hypothetical. The record is from RefSeq and is a predicted model, not a curated record. Bases 1 to 2214 code for a protein of 737 amino acids. Lineage: Eukaryota; Fungi; Ascomycota; Dothideomycetes; Pleosporales; Pleosporaceae. The transcript has a single exon.